This is a messenger RNA of Endocarpon pusillum Z07020, 474 nucleotides long. RefSeq lists its product as uncharacterized. NCBI's taxonomy places the organism in Eukaryota, Fungi, Ascomycota, Eurotiomycetes, Verrucariales, Verrucariaceae. The coding region runs from base 1 to 474 and encodes 157 amino acids. The record is from RefSeq and is a predicted model, not a curated record. The transcript is spliced from 2 exons.
AUGGAAAAUUCUCUGGAAGAGGCGAUCUCGCCAACAGCCAUCACAAGCCCCAUCAGUCGAUUAAACGCCUCGUCAGAGGCAGAUGCCGAUGGCACCUCUCCGUCUUCACGGCCAAGCGAGAAUAAACUCAGUUCAACAUCGACUUCAUCAACACAAGGUUCCGAGACGGCACUCGUAUUGGCCUGUCCUGAUUGCCCAGAUAAGCCUACCUUUAAACACAGGCAUCAGUACAACCGCCAUAGGAAAAGCCACGAUCGGCCUGCCAAAUGUAAGAUUGGCGAAUGUCGGCAAAGUUUUGCCUGGAAACGAGAUUUGGAGCGCCACAUUGCUUCAAAGCAUCCACAGGCUACUCGUCAUGCCAAAUUCUUCUGCCCAUAUCCCAGUUGCGAUCGAGCACGAGAUGGGACACGAGGUGGAUUUCCUCGGAACGAUACAUUGACUAGACAUCUAAGGACACACGAGAAGAGAGGUUGA